Naegleria gruberi is the source of this 2543-nucleotide messenger RNA. RefSeq lists its product as uncharacterized. Gene Ontology annotation, biological process: positive regulation of establishment of bipolar cell polarity regulating cell shape. Bases 1 to 2487 code for a protein of 828 amino acids. The record is from RefSeq and is a predicted model, not a curated record. The transcript is spliced from 3 exons. Lineage: Eukaryota; Heterolobosea; Eutetramitea; Acrasida; Naegleriidae. Gene Ontology annotation, cellular component: plasma membrane of growing cell tip.
AUGUCUUGGGAAGAUUGUGAAGAUCAAGUAUUGAGCGAAUAUGAUAUCAAUACUUAUCCUUCAUUCUUAGUUUUCAAAUCUAUGAGAUUGGUGAGUAAUUUCUCAUCAGAAACAGUGUUUGUUUUGUUAGCAAUCUUUGUUGCUACCAUUCAAGCGGCUAAUCCUUUUGACACAAAUAAUAGACCAUUCGUUAUCGGUGGUAACUUUAAGAGAGUCGAAAAGAAGACUCCUUCUGCUUCCUUUGCCUGUUAUAACACAACACUUGGUGAUUGGACUGAUUAUAGAUGGGUUGAUGCUCAAUACUCUGCUACCCAACCUGCCUAUUAUGGUCUCGUCUAUUGGAAUUUAGAAUCCACUACUGUCCUUACCACAGUUAAUACAGUUAUGGAUUGUGCAACAACUCCAGUCAUGUAUAUGAGUUAUGAUCAAAAGAAGAUUUAUGUUGGUGCUAUCUUUACCAGAGUUGGUACAAAUAGCUAUGCUACUGAAGUUCCACAAAAGUACAGAAUCUUCUCCUUCGAUAUUUCAUCUCUCCCAACUUUGGCUGCACCAACUGAUGUUACCUCAAGCUAUGGUUUGAGUACUACCUAUUCAUUGUCUACUCCAAUUGCUGUUUAUGCUGUUUCUAAUGGUAAUCAAUUGCUUUUUGCUUACCCUGGUACUACUAAUCCAGCUUUUGUUGUCUUUGAUCCUGCAAGUACUUCAUGGAAGGAAAUUAUUGUCACUGUCAUUAGAAGUAAUGCCAAUGGUUAUCUUGCUUUGCACUCUGGUACUGGUGAAUUGUAUGCCAAGUCAUUCGAUACUACUUCACCAUAUGCUUCAUCAUUCUGGAAGUAUGAUUCUACUAAUUCUAAUUACUUUGUCAAUGUUAAGACUUUGGCUUCAUCUACCUACGUUACAACUAUCAAUCAAGCUGCUAAUUAUAUUGCUCAAUGGACUGUUGGUACUGGUGGUUUAUAUUAUACUGUUAACAUUCCAAAUCCAUCUUUCACUAACUUUGAAAAUGGUAUGCAAAAUGUUCAAAAGAUUACCUUGACUCCAUCUCCUUCUGAUCCUGUUUCAUUGUCAAAGAAUCGUCUUACUAUUGUUACUGAUAGAACCUCUGUUGAUACUCUUCCAGUUUCUGCUUCAAUUAGUUACAUUUAUUAUGAUGAAAAUAUUAAGCAAUUGGUUGUCGUUUUGGGUGAUAAUGGUUAUCAAGUUAUUGGUACUAGAGAUUCUGAUUCUACCAAGCAAAAGUAUGAACUCACUUAUAGAUUCCAAUCUGUUGGUAAGAUUGUUGCCUACGAUGCUACCACUGAUGCUUAUGUUGUUCCAUACGGAGGUGCUUUUGAAACUGUUCCAACCAGAUUCAAUAUCUAUCCAUCAACUGCUUCUGUUUCUUGUUUCUCUACUGCUACUUAUUAUAGAACUUGGGCUCCAAACUUUGCUGUUUAUGAUCAAGGAAAGGAUAUGUUCGUUGCUGAAAACUUGUUGAGUGGUCAAAUUGAUUAUGAUUGGCAAAAUAAUAAGGAUGCUUCAGUUACUGCUGUUGAAAAUUCUGAUGAUUCAAGUGUUGUCUAUGUUGGUGGUUAUUUCAGAACUAUUAGUGGUGUUGUUUAUAACUCAAUUGUUGCUCGUACUAAGACUGGUUUGGUUGCUUUGGGUACUGGUCUCAGAGUUCAUAACUUUGAUUUCAAUACAUUCGAUAAUACUCCAGGUACUGUUAAGAAAUUGGUUAGAUCUAAGGAUAACAAAUACUUGUUUGUUUCUGGUACUUUCAAUAGAGCUGGUGAUUUGUGGGUUAAUGGUUUGGCUUAUUGGAAUAUUGAAAAGAAGACUUGGAACAAGCUUGAAACCAACUCAAUGGAUAGCAUUAAUGAUAUCGAUUAUGAUGGUAGAUAUUUAUAUGUUGUUGGUUCUUUGACUAGAGCUGGUAAAUAUGUUGUUAAGAAUGCUGCUAGAUUUGAUAUGGAAUCUCAAACAUGGUUGCCAAUGAAUGAUGGUUUGUCUUCUGCUGCCUCAGUUGGUGUUGUUGUUGAUGGUAAAUUCGUUGCUUGGGGUUCAAAUGGUGGUUCUGGUGUUUCAUUCUGGCAAAAUUUGGCUGUUUGGUCAUCAAACUCAUGGAAGGCAAUUGAAAUGGAUGCUGCUAACAAUAAUGGAUGUUACUCUGAUAGAGAAGUCUGUAUUUCUAGUGUUCCAUUGACUGCUGUCACUUAUUUCAAGGGUAAGAUUUACUUCUUGAGUGCUGGUACUGUCUAUGUCUCUGAUACUUCAAUGAGUAAGGGUACUUUAUAUGCUAGAGGUUCUCUUGGUACUAUUAAUGCCAAGACUCAAUUCUUCAAUUAUCCAAAGUCAAAUACUAUUGGUGUUGCUUCAAUUGGUGGAGUUGAAUUCGUUGAAUAUAACAUUGAUACUAAGAAUAUUCAACAUACUAAUACUAGAGAUAGUUAUGUUCUUGCUGAUGCUCCAAUUGCUCCAAAGAAUGUCUUUGCUGUUGUGCUUUGAUUGCUUCAUUGAUGGUUACAUUGUUCUUUUAAAUAAAUUAAAUUUUCCACUAGAAA